AUGACAAGGGAGUUAAGAUUCCUGUGUUGGCCCCUGUGGCCCCUGGCCCUCCUCAGCCUGCUCACAACAGUGAGGAUGCUAGAAUUCGGUGGGGCACCCGGUCAGUGGGCACGCUACGGACGCUGGGAAGCUGGGUCAGUGGGUGAGCUGAGCUUUAGCCUCAAGACCAACAUCAGCAAAGCCUUGGUACUCUACCUGGACGACGGUGGCAACUGUGACUUCUUGGAGCUGCUGAUCGCUGGCGGGCGCCUCCAGCUGCGCUUCGCCAUCCACUGUGCCGAGCCGGCCACUUUGCACAUGGAGACACGGGUGAACGACGACCGCUGGCACAUGGUCUUGCUCACCCGCAACUUCCGUGAGACCCUUCUGAUGGUGGACGGGGAGACAAAAGUGGCUGAGGUCAAGUCCAAGAGGAAGGAGAUGGCAGUGGUCAGUGACCUGUUUGUAGGCGGGAUUCCACCUGAUGUACGUCUCUCUGCACUGACAUCCAGCACAGUCAAGUACGAGCCACCCUUCCAGGGCUUGAUCUCCAAUCUGAAGGUGGGGGAGAUGCCUCCUACUUUGCUAAACAGCCAGGGCAUCCAGAGUGACUUGGAGUACCUCUGCACCAAACAGAAUCCGUGCUUCAAUGGAGGGUUUUGCUCUAUUCAGUAUGGAGAGGUUCACUGUGACUGCACCCUAACCCGCUACAAGGGGAAAUACUGCAAGGAAGAUGUGUUCAGGCCUGGACUCAUACAUUUGGGGGUAGGAGAGCAGGGAAAGGCUGGAGGUAAGGAGGAGUCAGUGGCCACCUUCAAGGGCAACGAGUUCUUCUGCUACGACCUGUCGCUGACGCCCAUCCAGAGCAGCACCGACGAGAUCACGCUUUCCUUCCGCACGCUGCAACGCAACGGCCUCAUGCUCCACACCGGGAAGUCGGCCGACUACGUCAACCUUUCGUUGAAGAGCGGCGCCGUUUGGCUGGUCAUCAACCUGGGCUCGGGGGCCUUCGAGGCCCUGGUGGAGCCUGUCAACGGCAAGUUCAAUGACAACGCCUGGCAUGAUGUGCGCGUCACCCGCAACCUGCGCCAGCACGCAGGCAUUGGACACGCUAUGGUGACCAUCUCAGUUGAUGGUAUAUUGACCACCACUGGUUACACCCAGGAAGAUUACACCAUGUUGGGCUCAGAUGACUUCUUCUACAUCGGAGGGAGCCCCAACACUGCCGACCUGCCCGGAUCACCGGUCAGCAACAACUUCAUGGGCUGCCUUAGAGAUGUGGUGUACAAGAACAACGACUUUAAGCUGGAGCUGUCACGGCUCGCCAUCGAGCGUGACCCUAAAAUAACCCUUAACGGUGACCUUGUGUUCCGCUGCGAAGACGUGGCGGCCCUGGACCCUGUCACCUUCGAGACCGCCGAGUCCUACAUCUCCCUGCCCAAGUGGAACACCAAGAAAACAGGGUCCAUCUCUUUCGACUUCCGCACCACAGAGCCCAGCGGCCUCCUGCUGUUCAGCCACGGUCGCCCUCAGGGUCCCAAAGAGCAGAAACCCGGGAGAGAGCUGAAGACAGAUUACUUUGCCAUGGAGCUGCUGGACGGGUAUUUGUACCUACUGAUCGAUAUGGGCUCAGGAAAAACAAAGCUGAAGGCCAGCAACAAAAAGGUCAAUGACGGAGAAUGGUGUCAUGUGGAUUUCCAGAGGGAAGGGAGGAAAGGAUCCAUCUCAGUCAACAGCCGCAGCAUGCCCUUCAGCUCCCCAGAGGGCAGUGAGAUCCUGGACCUUGACAGUGAUAUGUACCUGGGUGGGCUGCCAGAAUUAAAGUCAGAUCUCAUUCUGCCACCUGAGGUUUGGACAGCGCUACUCAACUAUGGCUAUGUAGGCUGUGUCCGCGACCUCUUCAUAGACGGCAAAAGCCGUGAUGUCCGCCGUCUGGCUGAGAUCCAGAGUGCACUGGGUGUCAGCAGUUUCUGCACCCGUGAGCUGCAGAAGCGGUGCAGCAGUGCCCCCUGUGGCAACACAGGUCUGUGCAAAGAGGGCUGGAACCGCUACAUUUGUGAUUGCACCGGCACCGGAUACCUGGGAACCAACUGUGAGAUAGAGGCGACGGUGCUGAGUUACGACGGCAGCAUGUACUUGAAAAUCAUCAUGCCGGUCACCAUGCACACGGAGGCGGAGGACGUGGCCCUGCGUUUCAUGUCUCAGCGGGCUUACGGCCUGCUCAUGGCCACCACCUCCAAGGAGUCAGCGGACACCCUGCGACUGGAGCUGGACGGAGGCCGCGUCAAACUCACCGUGAAUCUCGAUUGUAUCAGGAUAGACUGUAGCCUCAGCAAAGGACCUGAGACACUGUUUGCGGGGCAGAAGCUGAAUGACAACGAGUGGCACGCAGUGAAGGUGGUGCGAAGAGGAAAGAGCCUGCAGCUGUCCGUGGACAACAUCACAGUGGAAGGCCAGAUGACUGGUGCCCACACACGUCUCGAGUUCCACAAUAUCGAGACAGGCAUCAUGACUGAACGCCGCUUCAUAUCUGUGGUGCCCUCAAACUUCAUCGGUCAUCUCCAGGGCCUUACCUUCAACGGCUUACCCUACCUAGACCAAUGCAAAAAUGGGGACAUCUCCUACUGCGAGCUGAACGCCCGCUUUGGCAUGCGUCACAUCAUCGCAGAUCCGGUGACGUUUCGAACGAAAGGCAGCUACUUAGCUUUAGCAACCUUACAAGCUUACGCCUCCAUGCACCUCUUCUUUCAGUUUAAAACCACUACGCCAGACGGUCUGAUGCUCUUCAACUCUGGAGACGGGAGCGACUUCAUUGUUGUGGAACUGGUGAAGGGGUAUGUCCACUAUGUCUUUGACCUUGGCAACGGGCCAUCGCUGAUGAAGGGCAACUCUGACAAGCCGCUCAAUGACAACCAGUGGCACAACGUAGUGGUGUCCCGGGAUGCCAACAACGUACAUACGCUCAAGAUCGACUCACGCACCGUUACUCAGCACUCCAAUGGAGCCCGCAACCUGGACCUCAAAGGAGAGCUGUACAUCGGUGGCGUGACAAAGACCAUGUACAGCAAUCUGCCCAAGCUUAUUGCAUCCCGGGACGGGUACCAGGGCUGUCUGGCCUCUGUGGACCUGAAUGGGAGACUCCCUGACCUGAUCGCAGAUGCCCUCCACAGGGUGGGCCAGGUGGAACGAGGCUGCGAUGGUGAGUCAAACAACGGACCCAGUACCACCUGUACGGAGGAGUCUUGCUACCAUCAGGGAGUGUGUCUCCAGCAGUGGGAGGGCUUCACCUGCGACUGCACCAUGACGUCCUAUGGAGGCUCAUUUUGCAAUGACCUUGGAUUGUUGAUAAUGUUUGGCAGGGAUGGAGGAUGAGUUGUUGUUACAUGGCCCCCAAAUGAAAGUGUGAGCUGUGAUGCAUUAAAGAUCGCUCUCCCCUUCCUGCUAAAUCAAAAGCACGCAACUGUGUUGAGGAUCUCUCAGGAUUCAGGUCUGCAAGAUUUUAUUCAGAAACAGGUGGAAAGGGGAAAGAUCGGCGUGAUCUUCAACGUGGGAACGGACGACAUAAUCAUCGAGGAGAGCGCGGUGAUGGUGAGCGACGGCAAAUACCAUGUGGUGCGAUUCACACGCAGCGGUGGCAACGCCACACUACAGGUGGACAACCAGCCCGUCAUCGAACGUUUCCCAUCAGGGAACUUUGAUAAUGAGCGCCUGGCUAUUGCUAGACAAAGAAUCCCAUACCGACUCGGUCGGGUAGUUGACGAGUGGCUACUCGACAAAGGUCGCCAGCUGACCAUCUUCAACAGUCAGGCGUUCAUCAAAAUCGGUGGCGGUGGAGAGAAGGGGCGCCACUUCCAGGGCCAGAUCUCAGGCCUGUAUUACAACGGUCUGCAGGUGCUCAAACUGGCCGCUGAGGGCGACCCCAAUGUCCAGACCCAGGGUAACCUGCGGCUGGUGGGCGACGUGCCCUCGGUGCUCACUACUGACACCACCUCCACCACCCCGCUAGCUGAUAUGUCCACCACAAUCAUGGAGACAACCACCACCAUGGCCACAACCACCACCCGCAAACAGCGCUCGCCUACCAUGAGGGACAGUGUUACACAGAAUGCGGAUGACCUCUUGGUAGCAUCAGCUGAGUGUCCUAGCGAUGACGAAGAUUUGGAGGAGUGUGAGCCUGGAAAUGGAGGUGAAUUAGUGUUGCCCAUUAUAACCGUGGACUCCUUAGACCCCCCAUCCAUCGCCACCCGCUACCCAGUAAUCCCCUCGCCCCCCACCACCUACCGCCCCUUCCUCACCCUGCUCGAAACCACCAAAGAGUCCCUCCCCUUGCCCAACGGCCGGCCCCCCUGCCCCCUGGACCAGGAUGACUGCGAGGAGACCAUCGAGGUGUCUGCGUUUGGCUCGGGGGAGAUGACAGAGUCUGAUGACGAGGACUAUUACAAAAACUCCCCCCUGGUCACCGACAGGACUGUCCUCCCCCCUCCCCCAGCGGUCGAGGGCAGCGUCCAGAACCCCCGAGACCGCCAUUUCUCUCGCUUCCCCAAUUCCCACCGCCCGCCCCUCUCCUCCACCCCCACUGCCAACCCCGACCAGCUCAGCCCGCGCAUCAAGCCGGCCGCCGGCGGUAGCAGCAGUAGCAGUAACAACAUCCCUGCCGGGAAAAUGAAUACCCGGGACCAGGUGCUGCUGCCGCCAGCCCACCCCUCGUCAGACCCGGGCCAUCACAGAGUCCCGGGAAUAACCUACCCCCCAAAUUUCCCCCAUGUUCCCACUCCAGACCCCACGUCUCCCGAGAGAGGCCUCCCAGGUGCCGUAGAGGUGCAGCAGUCCAGCAGCACCACAGGAAUGGUUGUGGGCAUCGUAGCAGCCGCCGCCCUCUGCAUCCUCAUCCUGCUCUACGCCAUGUAUAAGUACCGCAACCGUGACGAGGGCUCCUACCAGGUGGACCAGAGUCGCAACUACAUCAGCAACUCAGCCACGCAGAGCAACGGAGCCCUGGUGAAGGAGAAACAGCCCACCACUGCCAAGACGGUCACCAAAAACAAGAAGAACAAAGACAAAGAGUACUACGUCUGAGGGAGCACCGCCGUAACACACAGAGACAGACAGCAGACGCACUUAGAGAAGGAAAGAGACAAGAGAGAGAAAGAGAGAGAGAGAGGGAGGGAGAAGAGGCAGUAUAUGGAAAACGGUGAGCGUAACCGAGAGGAUCAUUCAUUUAAAACUCAGUAUUGUCAGGUGCAUCGCCGUGCAUGUUACCAAUUCCAGUCUAAUCAUAGCAACACAGCAAAAUAAGAUUGCAAGGUGACAUCAUGGUUCUUCACACCUUUCAGCAUCGCUUUGAUUGAU
Scomber scombrus (Atlantic mackerel) is the source of this 5328-nucleotide messenger RNA. It is a transcript of the gene nrxn2b, whose product is annotated as neurexin 2b. The transcript has 28 exons. Lineage: Eukaryota; Metazoa; Chordata; Actinopteri; Scombriformes; Scombridae. The record is from RefSeq and is a predicted model, not a curated record.